AUGGCCACGCGUCGCCUGCGCCGAGGCUUCGCCCUCGCCCGCCCGGCGCCCAUCCGCCGCGCCUGGCCGUGCGCUGCACCCGCCUGCGCUGCGACGCGCCUGGGGCCCAUCCACCCGGCCGCCGCCUGGGUCGGGGCUGCCCCUGGCCGCGCGCCCGUCCACCCGGCCUCUGCGCCGGCCGCGCCAGGCCGUGGCCGCCCCUGGCCGCGCGCCCGUCCACCCGGCCUCUGCGCCGGCCGCGACAGGCCAUGGCCGCCCCUGGCCGCGCCCACCCGGGUCGGGACUGCCCCUGCCCGCGCGCCCGUCCACCCGGCCUCCGCGCCGCGCCGCGCCCCAGGCCACGGCCUCCGUGCUGCCUGA
This is a messenger RNA of Aegilops tauschii subsp. strangulata, 360 nucleotides long. Lineage: Eukaryota; Viridiplantae; Streptophyta; Magnoliopsida; Poales; Poaceae. The record is from RefSeq and is a predicted model, not a curated record.